UUAGAUGGUUAUUUCUUUGAAUAAACUAUUUAUUUACGAAAUGAUUAAUUUACGGACAUCUUCUGAUUAAUUAUACAAAGAUGUACAAACUUUGUUUAACAUCAGUUAGAAAACGGAUCUCCUCGCAUGGUGUUUUAUUAAUGCCAAAACAAAUAAUUAUGCAGAGUUCAAUAAGGUUGUGCUCUUACUGUAAUUUCUAUCAUGGGAAAGUAUCAAAAAUAAUGCACCAUCAAAUUCGUAAUAAUGCUACAACGGUAAAGCUAUCAAGUGAUUCUACAAUAAAGAAAAAAGUUAAGCAAAGGUCAAAAAAAUAUUCUGAAUUAUUGGAAGUAUCAGAUAAAGUAACACAGAAUAAAAGAACUACAGGAAAAGAUCUAAGAGUCUCUAAUAUAUUUAAGCUUGUGGAUCAACCUGAUAAUGAAAUGGAUGAAUUGCACGAAAUCAAUGAUACAUAUCCAAAACAUAUAAAUAAGGACGACUAUGCGUUUUACAACAAUAAUAUUGACUACAAUAUUGAAGACACGACACUGUCUAACAACAUAAUAAAUUGUGAAGACCUCUAUGAUGAUAUAGAAGAAUCUGACAAAUUUAAGAAAGGACCUUUAAAUAAGAAAGGAAAUAAAACUAUGAACACAUCCAAGAUGAAGAAAGAUUCUCAGGACAUACAAAAGAAUUCUGCAACAGUUAUUAACGAAAGAACUGUGGAACUAUAUAUUGAAAGUUUGUUAGCGCACAUGCAAGUUUAUUUAAGUUGCGGAAUGUUAAGUAGAGCAACCAAAACAUUAAUGAAAUACAGAAAAUAUAAGCAACACAAAUUUAAAUGUGAUCAACAGAUCGAACUUUAUAAUAUCCUUUUAGAAGCUUAUGCUUCUGAGGGAGAUCUUGAGAAAGUAAUAGAAUUGUAUCAUAUGAUAAAAAAAGAUUCCUUAAAACCAACACCGCAAACGUAUGUAUAUUUGUUUGAUGCUCUUGGAAGAAACAAUAUUGAUCUAAAGCAGAAAGCACUGAUGAUAAGAGUUCAAUGCGACAUGAACGAUAAUAAUAUAUCUUUUAAUGACAUCUUUACUAAAUCGCACUUCAAAUGCGGUCAACAAAACACUGUACUCAAUGCGAUUAGACAUCUAAAUCCAAAAUUUAAUCCAUCAUAUACUACGUUAAAUACGGAAUAUAUGUACAAUCUUUUAAGCAAUGUUUUUAAGAGGAAUGACUAUGAAAGUCCAGUUAAAGGUCUAGUAACAAUCGAUGAAUUAAAAGAUUAUUUAAACAAGCAGCUAGAAAACGAAUCAGCUCUCGAGGUGCAAAUAAAAAGCAUAGAAAAACCCAGCCUAGAGACAGGUGUUUCUAAACAUAAAGAAAGGUUGAUUGAAAUAGAAAACUACUGGAGAGAAAUAGCAUCAGCAGCCUUUAAAAGGAAUUUAAAGAGUUUAAAAGAGAAAGAAUGUCGAUCUAAAUCUUUGACGGUGUUAUGGCCGUUUUUCGAAGUAUUGAAUGAAGAAGACUACGUAAACGCUAUAUUACGAGAAAUUAAGCAUAUUGCUCAUGGUUCAGAAACUUAUAGCACAUCUCUUAAGCUGUUACAUGUUGACUUAGGAAAAUUUAUAUUUAGGAAAUACGAGAUUAAAAUGAAAAAACAGACUGGAGUAAUAGAUAAAAUCGUUAGCGUUUAUCAAAAGUAUCUGGAAUGGUAUCUAGAUCCUACAAGCGUCCCACAAUUAAAAAAUAUGAAUAAUCGUACUAUAUGGCAACACUUUGAAUGCGAGCAAAAGGAAUUUGGUACAUCUUUAGAUACUAUAUGCAUCAAUUGGCCUUCAGAUGUAAUCGCAGCUAUUGGCAAAUUUUUGUAUAAUAUUAUCUUAAACGAUAUAAUAAUUCAACCUGACAUGUUCAGAGGACCAGAAGUUAAAUGUUCUAUUCCUGCAUUCUAUACAUUAUUCAGAAAUAGGGGGAAUUAUUUAGCAGAACAGAUUAAGUCUCAUCCUUUAGUAUCGAAGUUGUAUAGGGACUCACAGGUAGAUAUGCUAACAUUUAGUUCGAUUCUUUUACCUUCUUAUUGUCCGUCGCGUCCAUGGACUUCCAUUUACACAGGAGGAUACCCUUUAACUAGAAUUGAAAUUGUAAGAGCUGCAGGUUUCUCGGAUAAUCCAUGGAAAAGACUUGUAAAUACUCCGCUGGAACAGUUGCAUCCUGUAUUAGAUUCUUUAAAUCAACUCAGUGGUAGUCCAUGGAUAAUUAAUUGCGCUAUACUUGAUAUCGUGAUCGAAAUAUUUCAACGUGGUGGUUCCGUAGAGUUGAACGUUCCUCAAUCAAUUUCUGUAUUGUGUCCUCCAGCUUCCAUAAAUAAAACUGCUACGUCUGAAGAAAAACGCAGUGCAGCAAUAUCAAUGGCAAAAUAUAAGCAAAGAAAGUAUGAAAUGUACUCGUUGUGGUGUGAUUCACUUUAUAGAUUAUCGAUUGCUAAUCACUUUAGAGAUAAAAUAUUUUGGUUGCCGCAUAAUUUGGACUUCAGAGGACGAGUUUAUCCUAUUCCUCCUCACCUAAAUCAUCUGUCAUCUGAUCUGGGUCGUUCUUUGCUCUUAUUCGCGAAGGCUAAACCUUUAGGUCCAAAUGGAUUGGAUUGGUUAAAAGUUCACGUUAUCAAUUUAACAAGCUUAAAAAAAUCAGCUUCUAUUAAAGAACGUCUCGCAUACGCGGACGAAAAUAUAGAAAACAUAUUAGAUAGCGCUGCUAAACCUUUAACGGGUAAAAUGUGGUGGGCGAAGUCAGAAGAACCAUGGCAAACUUUAGCAGGAUGUAUGGAGAUAGCGAAUGCAUUGAAAACGCCAGACAUAGAGAAAUACGAAAGUCGGUUUCCUGUGCAUCAGGAUGGAAGUUGCAACGGUCUUCAACAUUACGCAGCACUUGGCAGAGAUCAGAUAGGUGCCGAGAGUGUCAAUUUAUAUCCGUUUCACACACCAAAAGAUGUGUAUUCCACAGUUGUUUCUAUGGUCGAGAAACGACGACAGGAAGACGCUGAGAAUGGCAGUGCAAUUGCGAAAGUGUUAAAAAAUUUUGUGAAGAGAAAAGUUAUAAAACAAACAGUGAUGACGACGGUAUACGGUGUAACAAAAUAUGGUGCAAAAAGUCAAAUAGCAAAACAAUUGAGGGACUUAGAAGACUUUCCGGAAGAAUUUAUCAUGCCUGCUAGUAUAUAUUUGACCGAACAAACAUUUACUACUUUGAGAACAAUGUUCGAAAGCGCAAGAGAGAUUCAGGAUUGGUUCACAAUGUGUGCUCGAGUUAUUUCAUCUGUUUGCCGUGAAAAUGUAGAAUGGACUACACCUCUGGGCUUGCCCAUUGUACAGCCUUACAUUAAGCAGCAGAAAUAUAUAAAAAAACCUCUCAAAGGCAAAGAUAUACCAGAUACUUUGAAACAAAAGAAUGCGUUUGCGCCAAAUUUUAUACACUCUCUGGAUUCAACUCAUAUGAUGCUUACUAGUCUACAUUGUAGACAAGCAAACAUUGAUUUUGUCUCGGUGCAUGAUUGUUUCUGGACUCACGCUUGUACCGUGGAUGGUAUGAAUAAAAUAUGUAGAGAACAAUUUGUCGCUCUUCAUACUGAACCCAUUCUCGAGAAUUUAGCGGCGUCUUUUGUACAACGUUAUGAACCGAUUUAUAUGACACUACAGAAUAGAUACAAAAGUAUAGAAGAGAUACGUGAAUAUUUAACUAAAAUACCAAAAAAGGGCACUUUUGAUAUAAAACAUGUCUUGUCAUCUACUUACUUCUUUAGUUAAAAACCAUUACUAGCACUUUCUAUGUACAUUAAUGAGAAUAAUAAAUCAAACUUAAACAUUAUCUAGAAAUCACUA
Messenger RNA from Hylaeus anthracinus, 3848 nucleotides. It is a transcript of the gene mtRNApol, whose product is annotated as DNA-directed RNA polymerase, mitochondrial. Gene Ontology annotation, cellular component: ribonucleoprotein complex; mitochondrial DNA-directed RNA polymerase complex. The record is from RefSeq and is a predicted model, not a curated record. Lineage: Eukaryota; Metazoa; Arthropoda; Insecta; Hymenoptera; Colletidae. Gene Ontology annotation, molecular function: protein binding; DNA-directed RNA polymerase activity; mitochondrial promoter sequence-specific DNA binding. The coding region runs from base 81 to 3773 and encodes 1230 amino acids. Gene Ontology annotation, biological process: Group I intron splicing; mitochondrial transcription. The transcript has 18 exons.